This is a messenger RNA of Sebastes umbrosus (honeycomb rockfish), 3246 nucleotides long. RefSeq names its product SH2 domain containing 3A (gene sh2d3a). Gene Ontology annotation, molecular function: phosphotyrosine residue binding; guanyl-nucleotide exchange factor activity. The coding region runs from base 179 to 2725 and encodes 848 amino acids. Gene Ontology annotation, biological process: small GTPase-mediated signal transduction; positive regulation of peptidyl-serine phosphorylation. The record is from RefSeq and is a predicted model, not a curated record. Lineage: Eukaryota; Metazoa; Chordata; Actinopteri; Perciformes; Sebastidae. The transcript is spliced from 19 exons.
GAAAGUGAGAGACAGACUUAAUGACAGAGGUUGAAACUCAGGUGAGAGCAGCUGCAAAGGAGGAAGGAAAACAGAGGGAAAGUAAGAAAAGAAAGAGGGCAUUAUGAGAUAGAAAUAUAACAAGGAGAACAGAGAGAAGUAAUAUCCCAGAGUGCCUCGGUGGACCCUGCAAACAGACAUGAAUAAUCGCUCCAUCGCCUGGUGGCUCAAACAGAUCGGCCUGCCCCAGUACAUCAAGACACUAGAGAGUGAAUACUAUGGUCUGGAGGGUUUGCUGAGUGUGACGGACGGAGAGCUGAAGGAUUCUGGGGUAGAGGAUGCAACCCACAGAGAAACCAUCCUCAAUCAACUUUCAAGACACCGACAGAGCCUGGACCCACACUCUGGUGUGCAAGUGGAGCGCAGGGUGAGCCGAAAGUACUCCCUGGGAUCUUCUAUGGAUCUGGUGAAGCCGAAGAAAGAUCUGUUUCGUCAGAGUGUCCUGCCCCACCUCCGGCGCGCUGAUAAGAAACACCGCCUCUCCGCCUCCUGCUCCCAGCUCCGCCCCCUGAAUGAGGACAACGCUAUCAGUGAGGCGGAGCGCUGUCAGGACGGCAAACGCAGCUAUAGGAGGAGUGUCAGCGCAUACUUCAGCCAGCUGAAGGUGUUUGGUGGUCGGAGAGACAUGGAGUCAUUAAAGAAGGAGCUGGAGGAGGAGCUGAAGCUCAGUACUGACGACCCGACGAGCCACGCAUGGUACCACGGGCCGCUGAGCCGAGAGGCUGCAGAGUCUCUGUUUGAAAGGGACGGAGACUUCCUGGUCCGGGACUCCAGCUCCGCCCCUGGCGACUACGUUUUGAGCUGCUUUUGGAAGGACGGGCCCAUGCACUUUAAGAUCAUACGAGUGAUCCUUCGUCCCAAAAAGGGCUACUCUCGGGAGCUGUUCCAAUUUGAGGAGGAUCGCUUUGACAAUGUUCCCGCUCUAAUCCGAUUCUAUGUGGGCGGACGUCGGCCCAUCUCCCAGGCCUCAGGAGCUGUGAUCUUUCACCCAAUCACACGGACCCUUCCUGUGCGUGUCAUCAUCGAGCGACACGCAGAGCCCACAAGCAGCAGCAGCAGCAAUAGAGGUGCAGGGAGAGAAAAACACUAUGAAGCCAACAAAAGGCGCAGCUUCAGCUCUGCACACACCGACUCACUGCAGGUCAUCAAUCCACUGCUAAGGAGUGGAAGUCAGCCUGCUAACUUGGAGAACGUUGGACGCAGGCCUUCACUUCAGUCUGCACAAUCUGACGGCAACCUACGAACUGGUGCUCCACAGAACACUCAGUCGGAGGACACCAGCCCCGCCCCCAUCUCGCCAGUGUUUCGCACAGGCAGCGAACCCAUGCUGAGCCCCCGACCACGACAAACACGCCCCUCCCAUCCAGGUGGUGGUGUAACUUUGCGAGGUUCAGAUGGACAGCUGCACCUCAGAGCUCCUCCUAAACCUCUCAGGGUCUCUGCAAUCUUCGGCAACCUCGUCCCUCCCCCACCCAGAGACCGGGACGUCGACCCCUCGUCUUUCUACGAUGAGCUGGUCGUCCAGGUGCCACAGUCCGGGCGGACAGGUCAUGUGGACCGAUUGCGCGCAGAGGAAAAGUGGCAGAGCCGCGCCCGCCUCACCGAGACUUCCUUUGGCUUUCUGGAGGCAGAGAACAGCGAAAAGUCAUCACAGGCGCCGUUGCUGCCGCAGAAGAAGUCGGCAGAAGAAGUGGAAGACUGGCAUUUUGAAAAGCCACAAGUGGAGUCGGUCUCGUGUUUCCAGUUGGAUCAGUUUAAGUCACUACUCUUGCCGGAGAAUAACCGACCUCUAGAUUCCGGCGUCCUGCUGGCACUGAAAGAGCUCUUCAACCGCUCAAGCGGCAACACCACCGCUUUGCACAUGCUCAGUGUUGACUGCCAGGUUGCACGCAUCGUUGGGGUGACUGAUGAGCAGAAGACGCUCAUGGGAGUUGGAUCGGGGCUGGAGCUUGUCACUUUGCCACACGGACGCCAGUUACGACAGGAUUUGUUAGAAAGGCAUCAUCUAAUAGCACUGGGAGUUGCAGUGGACAUCCUGGGCUGCACAGGGACUGUGAGCCAGAGGGCAGCCGUUUUACAUAAAUUAAUCUUAUUGGCUCAGGCCCUGAAAGAACACGCCCACAACCUCUACUCCUUCUCAGCCGUGAUGAAGGCUCUGGAGAUGCCUCAGAUAAUGCGACUGGAGAUGACGUGGCGAGCGCUGAGGAGGAACCACACAGAAACUGCAGUUUUAUUUGAGAAGACACUCCAUCCCUUCAUGAACUUGCUGAACGAGGGAGACGACUCUGUAGUCCAGGGUCCCAUAGCCGUACCACACCUGGUUCCUCUGCUGAUGGCGAUGGAGGGCGACGACCCGGUGGAGAACAGUGAGCGAGGCUGUCAGCUUCUCUACGAUGUCCUCCAAUCGGCUCGCGGUGCCGCGCUGCAUGCAAAAGAUUAUCAGGAGCACGCAAACACUCUGCUCACAGCAGGAAGCUGGGAGCCAGUCCCUGAGCUGCUGGAGGCUUUCCGGACAGAGUUUGCCCUGCGGCUGUUCUGGGGUCAGUCGGGGGCAACGGCCGACAGAGAGGAGCGCUACGAGAAAUUCGACAAGAUUCUUUGUGUCCUCUCAGAUAAACUAGAACCUGUGGAGAUCACCCCACAACAACCUGACCCUCUGAAUGAGCCUCAGGGUCUGCUUCACUAACUGAAAGGUGAAGUCCGCACUUUCACCGGAGGACAGAAAGAUGAAAGUGAAAUGUUUUUAGUUGAGCCCCCGGCGUGUUGCGUUUGCCAAGGCAGAGAGGAAAAGUUAUUUUUGCGAUGUGAGAGACUUUCAAGCUUGUCAAGCGACAACUUAACUUAUAAAAGAAUGAAUUGUAUCUUGAAUGUGUGAGCCCUGGGCAGUCCUUUACUGUGGACAGGGCUGCGUUGGAUUCAGGAAAUCUGGAACGGUUUACCCAAAAAACUAGCCUCUGUUUACUUCCUGAAAUGUUUAUUUCUGAUACGCAGACUCUGUUUUAUCAAUCCACACCACUCGUUUGAUACUUGAGAUGGACCAACAUGAUCAUGAUUAAAACAGAGUUAGUUCCCCUUUGUUUAUGACCUGCUGCUGUAAGGGACCACACUGGACAUUGUGUUUUUCAUUUCAGUGUUUCUAAUGCAAUAAAUGUAUUUGUUUAAUCUUUGUAUGUGGAAUUUCUCAUAAAUGAUACUGUAAAGAAAAAA